Molecule: messenger RNA, 3263 nt
Organism: Stegastes partitus (bicolor damselfish)
Lineage: Eukaryota; Metazoa; Chordata; Actinopteri; Pomacentridae
Gene: nucks1a
Product: nuclear casein kinase and cyclin-dependent kinase substrate 1a
Exons: 6
Biological process (GO): interstrand cross-link repair; double-strand break repair via homologous recombination
Cellular component (GO): cytoplasm
Molecular function (GO): double-stranded DNA binding; single-stranded DNA binding
Source: RefSeq, a predicted model, not a curated record
AAGGUGCGCACAGCCCCUCGUGAGCCCAAGCACAAGCGCUCAAAGAACUCACAGGAUGACAGUGAGGACUCUGAUGACAAGCUCUCCAAAUCCAAAAAUGAUUCAGCAGAUGACUUUGGCAGCGACGACGAAGACAAUGACUUUGGAGAGGAGGAGGAUGAAGACGGAGGAAGCGACUACGAAGAAAAAAGAGGGAAAAAGGGAAAGAAAGCCAAGGUGGAGAAACCCACCAAGAGGGGGCCGAAGAGAAAACGGGGUGCAGAUGACAGCGAUGAUGACAGGGAAGUGAGUCGAAAGCGUACGGUGCGCCAGGCGGCUUCCAAGGCUGUAUCCAAACAGAGAGAGAUCCUGCUGGGGGACGGAGGGAGCGAGGACGAGGAGCACGAAGACCAAGAGGAGUCCUACAUGGACCCCGACGAGUCCGGCAGCGACGAGGACUUCAUGGUGGAGGAUGACGAUGACAGCGACUACGGUCACUCCAAGAAGAGAAGCAAGAAGGUGAUUCGACGGGGACGGCCGGACAAGAAGGAGAAGAAAAGCCCGAAGCCCAGACUAAAGGCCACAGUGACCCCCAGCCCAAUGAAAGGAAAGGGGAAGGGGCGCCCCAGCACCAAGGCCGUGGAGAAGAGCUCACCCAAAGAGGAGGAGGAGGAGGAUCCCGAGAGCCCCCUGGAGGAGGAAGAGGAGGAGGCCGAGAAGAAAGAGACCUCCCCCGCCCCCAAGACGACGAAGGAGGCCACAGGAGGAGAGGAGGAGGAGGAGGAGGACGAAGAGGAGGAGGACGGCUCGGAAGAGGAGGCGCCCUCUGGAGAAGACUAGAAGACGAAGCCCGUUUGAAGCCCAUCCUCCACGUCUCUCUCUCUCUCCGUCUCUUCUCAUUGUUUUGUUUUCUUUUGUUGCUCUGCGUUUAGAGUUGUAUUUUUUUUUUCCUCUUUUAUGUUGGUUUUUAUUUCUUCUGGUGGCCUGGCUCAAUGGUUUGAACUCGGUGUGCUUUUUUGUUUUUGUUUUGUUUGUUUUUUUUUCCAUUUUCUUUUUGGCUUCCCCGCUGCUCCCUUCAACCAAGACGUUUUGCUCAUGUGGCCAUACAGCAUAUGUACGGAAGUUGUAUUUUCAGCAGCCUCUCCCUCCUUCCUGUCUUCAUCCUUUUCUGUAUUUUACAGCUGUGUGAAACUUUCUCUAAGCUAGUGAGCGUCCGUCCUGAGUGUGAACAAACCAGUUCACUAGCGUUUCUGUUUCCCCCUCCUCCCCUGAGAUUACCAGUGAUCCGACGCUCCUCUUUUUUACUUUUUGCGCUGAGUAAAGCGACGUUGAGUAAACAUGGCCGAAGCAUUCACUCUUUAUUUUGGUACUUUGUGCUUUUAACAGGGCUUUCGGUUAUAAAGCGGCGUCUUCUUAAUUUAAUUUUCCAUCAUCGUCAUCAUCAUGAUGCUUCUUUCACAUGAAAUCGAUUCGCCCCCGAGGCGCGACGUUUUGAAACGCUUGCAGCUGCUGCUUCGUAGUUGAGUUUAAACGUGUAGACCGAUGAGUGUUUGCUACAUGCCAGCCUGCCGCCAUCGCACAUUUCAGAGCAGCAUGUGUGUGAAACUGUUUCUGUUCUUGUAUGUUGGGCUUUCUGAUGACGCUACAUUAAGCAAACCCCCUUAUGAAAUAAACACACACACACACACACACCUUCCCGCAUGGCUACAGUAUCUUCUCCGUCAACCCCUUGUGCCAGGCACCCCUAAAAAUCUUUUUAUUUCAAGAAAUGCAAGAAGAGAUGUUUUUUUUGUUUUCUUUUCCUUUUUUGUUUUGUUUUUUGAGAGUUAAAAAAAUGAAUGUUGUUUUUUCUCCUGUUGGUUCAUUGUUCUAAUUCUCUAUUCAGAUUUUUUUUGUAAUGUUUGUUUUUUAAAAAAAAGAAAUAAAAUGUAUCUUGAUUUUAAAGAAAGAAGUCGACCCUAUCCAAUCUGUUCUGCCUGAUGGUCGGACGAGCCAUCCCUCUCCCGUACUUAGCUCCUCCUGUCCUUUCAUUCAUUCGGCCCCCUUCGCCCCCUCGACUCCCAUCAGCUUGACGGUUACUGUUGGUAUCCACGUCCGUUUGUUUUCUUCAAGGCUUUCCGUUGCCCAGAUUAGUAUUUCACAAGCAUUUUUAAAUUCGUACUGAGGCUCAGAGUAGAUUAAAAGCGGGCAGCUUGGUAUAUAUCCGGCAUUCAUUUGUCUGUUAAUGCCUUAAUUUUCAUUGAGUUGUGUUUCACUAGUGACUCUGAUAUCAUCAUUGGAGGCCUGAGAAUGUAAUCUGUCCUCAAGUUUUAGGUCUUUGCUACAAGCGGCAAAUUAGGCUUAAGACAAGUCAACAAUUUGUAUGAUCAUCCAAAGCCAUAAACGAUCUCAAAACUAGUGACUCGGAGAUCAGGUGCAGCACUUGUGAGAUUAUCCUUUUUUUGCGAGAAAUAGUGUUUGAUGUCAAAGCAAAAAAAAAAGAAAAAAAAACAACAAAAAAAGAAAAAAAAAGUUGCUAUUACGAUCUUGGGAAACGUGUUUUCAUGUCGAGUCGACCCAAGACUGCAAUAGAGUCCUGGAUGUGUACAGGACACACUCGAACCUCGUCCUCGGUUCAGAAGCACAUUCGAUUGUUUUCCGACUGUCUUCGUUAGCAGGUUAGUGUGUUUUUCUACGUUCAGGUCCUGAAUUGGCCCCCCAAUCCGUACUUGUCAUUUUAAGACGAUUGGAUAUAAAUAUAGACGUAAAAGAGAAAAAAAAAAAAAGAAGUUUGUUUAUACCAACCUAAAGCUCCGAGAGCUGUUUGCAGUAGGAUCAGAUGCUAUCUUGUAGUUCACAGCACUGAAGGCUUGAAUGAGGUUCCUCUCUAUCACCCCACUGGAGGCACAUGGCAUAAGGCUAUGAAUUUCUCCUCUUUCAUCCAUUGUACAAUUUCUUCUGUUGUACUGUUUCUGAUGUUUUUGUUUUUGUUUUUUUUUUUUGUCUUAUCUACCUUCACUUGUACUGGCAAUGUAAAUGUAAGCCAAGUUGUGAUUCCUACAGGAGACCAAGUGGAGACGCUUUUGUCAGUAGUGUGGAAAAGGAACGCUGAACUCUUGAAUCUUUUUUGCAUGUUGUGGAAAAAGUGCGAAGCGAUGAUGAUGAUGAUGAUGAUGAUGAUGAUGAUGAUGCUGGUAAUGGCAAUAUUGUGGUCUUACAAAACAAAAACAAAAAAAAGUAUUAACGAUGUUGAUAAUGUUUUGGUUUCCCAGCUUCUAAUAAAGGCAACCUACUUUUUAUACAGA